Pteronotus mesoamericanus is the source of this 3450-nucleotide messenger RNA. RefSeq names its product cytosolic iron-sulfur assembly component 3 (gene CIAO3). Bases 184 to 1533 code for a protein of 449 amino acids. Lineage: Eukaryota; Metazoa; Chordata; Mammalia; Chiroptera; Mormoopidae. The transcript is spliced from 11 exons. The record is from RefSeq and is a predicted model, not a curated record. Gene Ontology annotation, cellular component: cytosolic [4Fe-4S] assembly targeting complex. Gene Ontology annotation, biological process: iron-sulfur cluster assembly.
CUCUGGCCGUCUUCCUGUCGACUGGGAAACUGAAUCCAGGGAGGGCGGUACCCCCACUGGGUUCUUGUGGUCUAGGCCAAGUUCGCGGGUUUGGGAUCGGAGGUUUCCUGUCCUGCACAGCCCAAUGGGACAAGAAGGAGCCAGUUAAAUUGCCCUCAGGACGACCAGGACUGCAUCAAGCCCAUGAAGAUAGACAAAAAGCUGGGAAGUGGCGUGGCCAAGAUCCACAUUGAAGAUGACGGGACUUAUUUCCAAGUCAGUCAGGACGGAGGAACACGGAAGCUAGAGAAGGCCAAAAUCUCACUGGAUGACUGCCUGGCAUGCAGUGGCUGUGUCACCUCGGCAGAGACUGUGCUCAUCACUCAGCAGAGCCAUGAGGAGCUACGGAAGAUUCUAGAUGCCAACAAGACAGCCGCACCUGGUCAGCAGAGGCUGGUUGUCAUUUCAAUCUCACCCCAGUCCAGGGCAUCACUCGCUGUGAAAUUUCAGUUGAAUCCUACAGACACUGCCAAGAAGUUAACUGCAUUCUUUAAAAAACUAGGGGCACACUAUGUGUUCGAUACCGCCUUCUCGAGGAACUUCAGUCUCCUGGAGAGCCAGCGAGAAUUUGUGCGGCGAUUCCGAGGACAGGCCGACCGCAAGCAUGCCUUACCGGUGCUGACUUCUGCCUGCCCAGGCUGGAUCUGCUAUGCAGAGAAGACCCAUGGGAGCACCAUCAUCCCCUACAUUAGCACCGCCAGGUCCCCGCAGCAGGUCAUGGGCUCCCUGGUCAAGGACUUCUUCGCCCAGCAGCAGUGUGUGACCCCUGACAAGAUCUACCAUGUGACAGUGAUGCCCUGCUAUGACAAAAAGCUGGAAGCAUCCAGACCUGACUUUUUUAGCCAGGAACACCAGACGCGAGAUGUGGAUUGUGUCAUCACAACAGGAGAAGUCUUUAAGCUGCUAGAAGAAGAAGGAGUCUCAUUACCAGACCUGGAGCCAGCACCCCUGGACAGUCUGUACGGCAGCAUGUCUCCCCAGGAGCCCUCCAGCCAUAGAGGGGGCGGUUCUGGGGGCUACCUGGAGCACGUGUUCCGGCAUGCAGCCCAAGAGCUCUUUGGGAUCCAUGUGGAUAAGGUCACCUACAAACCCCUGAGGAACAAGGAUUUCCAGGAAGUGACGCUAGAGAGCGAGGGCCGUGUCCUGCUCCACUUUGCUGCAGCCUAUGGCUUUCGCAACAUCCAGAACCUGGUGCAGAAGCUCAAGCGAGGUCGCUGCCCUUACCAUUAUGUGGAGGUCAUGGCUUGCCCCUCAGGUUGCUUGAAUGGCGGAGGCCAGCUCAAGGCCCCUGAGAUGCCCAGCAAGGAGCUUCUCCAGCAUGUUGAGAGGCUGUACAGCAUGGUCAGGACAGAGGCGCCAGAGGAUGUGUCUGAGGUCCGGGAGCUGUACCAGCACUGGCUGCAUGGUGAGGGCUCAGAGCGGACUGACUGCCUAUUGCACACGAGCUACCAUGCAGUGGAGAAGGCCAGCUCUGGCCUCAGCAUCAGGUGGUAGUGCUCACUGUAGGCAGUGCCAGGGCCUCAGGACCCCCAGCCAGUAAAGGUGACUUCCAGCCUGCACUCACCUGGACUCCCCAGUGCAGGCCAGUUUCCAUAGGGUACUGGAAACUCUCCACAGGCCCAUGUUCAUGAACAAUACCCUUUCUCUUCCUGGUUGUGGUGAACCAAGUGUGUGAAGGUUUCAGCCAGUCCCAUGCGAAAAGUAGGGAUCUUUUCCCCCAUUUCUAGAGUUACUCCUGAAGCUGGGGUAGAGAGAGGCCAGACCUGCCUAGCUGGUCAAGCUUUCAGCCCAGCAUGGGGAACUUUAUUGCACUUGUCAGCAAAGGACACUGGCAGGAAAGGGGCACUCAGCCUAUGACACCCCACACUGGGGAGGUGGUGCCCAUUUCACCUGGUGGUUCCACCUAGAACUGAGUGUUUAUUUUUAGGAUGUUGUGGCCUCCAGGGCCAGAGAACCUAUGUUCUUCACCACUGGAUCCCCACUUACCUGGUGGGGAAGGGAAGCAGAGACUAGGCUGGGCUCUGCCUGCCAGGCCUGUCCCUACUGAGCUCCACAUGUAAUAAGGGGACCUCCCUCUGAAAAUAACUGCUCUCUAAAACCUGCCAACAUUGGAAAAAAAGGCCUUUUAAAGUUGAAAGCCCUGUGCACUUUGCUAGGCUCUUUCUCAAACACUCAGGUCUUAAGGCUCAAGUGUGCCCCAGAGAGGGACCCACAUGUCCACCACCAGGAAGUACCAGAGUGCUCACUCUCUGAGGCUGGGCAGCCAGUUGGAUGGACUAGGACACACUGCCUGUGGACUCCAUAGCAGGUCCAUGUGGGACUCACUCUGAUGAAGGUGUGCUCAGGACCCCCGACUGUAUCGCCAAGAGGGCCUGGGACUGUGUGCGACUGCGAUGGCCCAGCCUCAUGCUCAAAGCUCGCCUGCUUCCUGCAGAGCACCUCCGGGACCUCACCCAGGGCCACCUUCCCAGUGAAUCUGCUCACGGGCUCCUCUCUGCCAGAAGAGGGGGCGCCAUGGGAGCUCAAAGGGGAACUACAGGGCAGGUGCUGGCAGAAGAUACUUAACGAGCAGCUUCUCCCCAUUGCCAGUCAACCUACUAAUGUGGGUCCCCAGACACCUCCCUCCAUGUCCGAAUGACUGCCAGGGAGUCCCCACAAACAGUGGGUGGGCUGAGUCAGCCAGCUUUGAAGUGCAGCCCCUGGGGAAAGCACAGGCCCUCCCAAGGCACUGGCUCAGGCCUGCCAUAGGCUCCUAGCCUGCCCCACAGGAAGGCCCUGGACGCUAUCCUCAGGAAAGGGUUGUAGAGGAGCUCCUCCCCCAGAGUGGAUGGCACUGUGGGCAUGUCAUCCCCACCCCUCUUCUGGAAUAACCACAGGUCUUUGUCAUGGCCUUGUCUGAGAAUCCCAGGCAACUUGGCCCCACUCAGCCCCAGCCUGGACCGAGAGGGCAGCCACUCAAGAGCCUGUCCUACAAGCUGCCCCUCUCCCUGUCCAAGGACACCAACCGCUCCCCCCACCAAUGGGUGCGUCAGCUGGCCAGGAUACCCCAGGCUAAACUAGGUCUGGUCACCCUGGGCCAGUCACAGCUGACUGCCCCUGCAGUGCUGCUCCUGGUCCUCACCACCCUCCAGCCCUCACCAUUGAGAGGGGAGAGGCUGCACCUUAGUUUCUGGCAGCUUGGCCAUCACAUGGACAUUGCAGGGCUCCACAAACUUGAGUUUGCUCAGUGUGGCUUGGUUGAGUGGCAUCCUGCAGACCAAAAGGUCAUGGGUUCGAUUCUCAGAGCAUGUGCCUGGGUUGUGGAUUCAGUCUCCAGUCGGGGUGUGCACAAGAGGCAACUGAUUGAUGUUCCUUUCUUCCUCCUUUCCCUCUUUUUAGAAUCAAUAAAAGGAAAAACUUUCUAAAAAAUAA